UUUUUCGUUUAGAAAAAUUUAUAGUGGUUGUUGAAGUAAACAGAUUUUUUUUUGUGCAGCACGUGAAAAUAAUAAUCAACAGAUAAUGAAGCUGUUAACACAUAAUAUGUUGACAUCAAAUAUAAUAAAAGGUGUUUCAAAAGGGUUCCCGUUAGGUAUUCAGGCAUCCAAGGUUGAAGUGAAGUCAGUGGAUUUCAAUCCAGAGUUUGUUGCAAGAAUGAUACCCAAGAUAGACUGGGCAGCUCUCAGACAAGCAGCUCUUGAUGUAGGAAAAUGUGAGGACUUGCCGGAAGAUGUUGCUCCACAGUAUGAGGAAAAUGAAGAUUUUUUAAAGAAAACUCAUCAUGUUCUUUUAGAGGUUGAGGUGAUAGAAGGAGAAUUGGUGUGUCCGGAGAGUGGUAGAAAAUUUCCCGUGACAAACGGCAUUCCGAACAUGUUAUUGAAUGAAGAUGAAGUUUGACAUGGUGGUUAAAGCUUAACAAUAAUUUUGAUAAUGGAAACAAACUAAACAUCAAUUGGAAAUAUAUUGUGACACUGUAGAGGAAACGUGAAAUGGGGCUUUGGUGAUAAUUGUUUUGAUAUAUGUUCAAAUUAACAUAAAUUGAAAUGCAAGGAGAUAUUGUAGACCAUGUGUGAAACAGUGAUUAGUGAUUAUUUUGAUUGAUGUCAAAAUUAUAUGUGGUUGCGAUGCAAUGAGACUCAAUUGAUUUGAGUGUUCAUAAAACUGUAAAUCGUGAACAGUUCAGCCGAGGAUGAUAUUAAAUAUAUUAGAUUUGUGAAAUGAGGUGGAAAUUUCGUUAAAAUAUGAAACUUACUUAGAAUACAAUAGAAUUAUACCAUGGUGAAUUUAAAUAUUAACUUUUUUGAAUGCCCUGCUGGAGGUAACAAAAACUACCCAUGAGACAAGUGAAGACUUGGAUCAUCGGACAAAUUUCGUGCCAUCUUGGACUGCACUGUUUGCUAUUCAGGCAAUAUUUAAUUUGAAAGUUUACCUAAAAAUGAUGCAUGGUUUUGUCAAGAUUGAAAACUGGACCAGUGAACUUACAAUAUUAAGUGUGGCAAGGGUUUAACAUGUCAGUGAAAUGAAUUUCAAUAAAAAUUAACAACUUGAGAAAGAAAAAAAUAUCCAAAAUAUAUCAAAUGUAAAUUCUGAAAGAAAAAUUUACUCAUAUUUUAAGAGCUGUAUAGAUAUGCACAAUCAAGGUGAAGUUUUGAAUGUCACUUGCAAAAUAUGGGCUUUACAAGUGUUUAAGCAGUACCUCUAGACUCUUGCAGAAAUCAUACGAACAAAGUCGGAAAAUAUCACCUUUUUUUUUGCUGAUUCUUACAUAUUUCAGAGAAAGAAAUCAGUAUGAUUAGAUGCAUUUUACAUGAAUUGUACAUCCUUAAGAGCAUUUCAGGGGGUGAAAAGGCGAGAUUUUAGUAUAUAAUCAUUCAAGCACCUUGUCCGGUAUAUACUGGAAUACGGUUUAAUGUGGUGCUCCAACACUUUUUGUAGUCCCACUCUAAAAUAUAACAAAAUUUACUAUUUUUAUCAUCAAAGUUUUACCCAAUUAUUAUUGGAUUAUCAGAAAUUUCUGCAUAUUUUAUCUAGGACUUGGUGUAAAGAUUUUCUAUGUCUUUAUUCAUUUUAAAUACCUUAGAACAAGUACAAGUGUUGACCAAACUUUGUCUUAAUUGAUUUAAAUAUCACUAAAAUCACUGAUAAAUCCAUGCUAAAAUGUAAACCUUUGCAAGGAAAGUCAGUCUUUUUGUCUUAAUGUUCAAUGUAGGGAUUUCACUUCUCAACAGUACAAUGUUAUUGUACAUUUCUCUGUUUCUAGAAAUUGUAAAUAAUUAUUUUCAUGAAUGGUUAUUAUUAUGUGAAUAAAAAUACAAAUCCAAAU
Messenger RNA from Ruditapes philippinarum (Manila clam), 1886 nucleotides. RefSeq names its product multifunctional methyltransferase subunit TRM112-like protein. Gene Ontology annotation, molecular function: protein heterodimerization activity. Gene Ontology annotation, biological process: tRNA methylation; rRNA (guanine-N7)-methylation; peptidyl-glutamine methylation. Lineage: Eukaryota; Metazoa; Mollusca; Bivalvia; Venerida; Veneridae. The record is from RefSeq and is a predicted model, not a curated record. The transcript is spliced from 4 exons. The coding region runs from base 86 to 460 and encodes 124 amino acids.